This is a messenger RNA of Eruca vesicaria subsp. sativa (arugula), 1692 nucleotides long. Lineage: Eukaryota; Viridiplantae; Streptophyta; Magnoliopsida; Brassicales; Brassicaceae. The record is from the annotation of a GenBank genome assembly.
CAAGUUUCCAAGCCCUCUUAUUACUGUAUAGCUCUCUCUCACACUUGGUCUAUGUUCUUUCCAUUUAAACAAAAAUCCUUCGUUGAUUCCCAUAAAAGGCUCUGAUCAAUUCCUUCGUCGUCUUCGUCUCAUCCUCAGAUUCCGUCCCAUAGUUUGUUACGCUGAGCUUGAAUUUGUGAUGAUCUCGAGUAAAUGAGCUUUGCACCAGGGGACAGUUGGGGUGCAGUGAGAGGAAAGUGAGUAACAAAGAACAAGGAAGAUGAUAAACAAGACGCUUGUACUGACAUAUAUAUACUUACUCAUUUACAUUGUACUCUCUUCAGGAGUCAUUCUCUACAACAAAUGGGUUUUAUCCCCAAAGUACUUCAAUUUUCCACUUCCUAUAACGUUGACGAUGAUCCAUAUGGGGUUUUCUGGAUUCGUGGCCUUCCUUCUUAUUCGUGUCUUCAAGGUUGUAGCUCCGGUUAAAAUGACAUUCGAAAUAUACGCUACAUGUGUGGUACCUAUAAGCGCAUUCUUUGCUUCAAGCCUGUGGUUUGGCAAUACUGCAUACUUGCACAUUUCUGUUGCCUUCAUUCAGAUGCUCAAAGCUCUAAUGCCAGUAGCAACAUUUAUCAUGGCAGUUAUUUGCGGCACUGACAAACCAAGGUGCGACGUGUUCUCAAACAUGUUGCUGGUCAGUGUUGGAGUUGUGAUAUCUUCUUAUGGGGAAAUCCAUUUCAAUAUAGUUGGCACGGUCUAUCAGGUGACAGGCAUAUUUGCUGAAGCACUUAGACUGGUGCUAACUCAAGUUCUUCUCCAGAAGAAGGGCUUGACAUUAAACCCUAUUAACAGCUUAUAUUACAUAGCUCCCUGCAGUUUUGUUUUUCUGGCCUUCCCUUGGUAUGUGUUGGAGAAACCCACGAUGGAAGUUUCACAGAUCCAAUUCAACUUCUGGAUUUUUUUCUCCAAUGCUCUGUGUGCUCUUGCCUUGAACUUCUCCAUAUUCUUAGUAAUAGGGAGAACAGGUGCAGUAACAAUCCGGGUUGCUGGUGUUCUCAAAGACUGGAUUCUCAUUGCCCUCUCCACAGUCAUUUUCCCAGAGUCCACGAUCACUGGGCUAAACAUCAUUGGAUACGCAAUUGCGCUUUGUGGCGUUGUCAUGUACAAUUACAUAAAAGUGAAGGACGUGAAGGCGUCUCAACCAAUCGCUGAUAGUCUCCCAGAUCGAAUCAAUAAGGAGUUGAAGAUGGAGAAGAAGUCUUCAGAUAAAUUCAAUCCAGAUGUGGGUGGAGGGAGCCUAGGGGUAGGAGCCGAGAUAAACGACGAGGAAGCCCCUUUGAUUACUUCCCGGUUAUCUCAUAUUGGUCGGACGCAGCUCGGAAAUCACGCCGUUUAAGAUGCCUGGUAAAAACUUAUGAUAGAGAGGUUUUACUUCUAUUCUCAAUUCGUUUUCUUCUUCUUUGCUACGUAAAAAAAAAGAAAUAUUUGAAACCAAGAGAAAAGGUGCAGCAGCAUCAUCCGAGACCGUGUCUCAGGUGAAAAAUGUUGUACUUCUCUUCAAAAUUUGCAACUUUAUUAAGAAAUAGAUAGCCGGGUAAUAGUAGUAUGCUGGGUGAUUAGCUUAAAAACGUUAAAGGUCACAAAUUCGUUUGUAAUGGAAUUGACAGUUAGAGCUAUAUAUAUAUAUAUAUUCUUGUGGUCUUUGUUCUU